Messenger RNA from Helianthus annuus (common sunflower), 865 nucleotides. RefSeq names its product protein ABA DEFICIENT 4, chloroplastic. The transcript is spliced from 6 exons. Lineage: Eukaryota; Viridiplantae; Streptophyta; Magnoliopsida; Asterales; Asteraceae. The record is from RefSeq and is a predicted model, not a curated record. The coding region runs from base 44 to 811 and encodes 255 amino acids.
UACUACCACUUCUAAUUAAUAUAUAUUAUAUAAGUACACCCUCAUGAACAUUAAUAUGUCUCCUCUGUUUUCUGCUAUUUUGUUACACCUUCCACUUAUGGCUUUCUGUUCUUGCUUUCGCCACCAUCAUUUGCCACUCAAGAUUAACCUUGUAGCGCCUGCAGCUAAACACUCGAAAUUUACAUUUCCUCUAAAAGCUUUGAACACUGAAUCUUAUGGCAUGCGUAUUGGAUUGAAGCUAGCGAGCGAACGGAGUUUUGCAGCCGGAGGACAAAGCAUUUGCAUACCAAACUCUACAAGCUUCACUCAUCGUCGAAGAAGCUUACGCUUACACGCCUCAUGGUUCGCGAGUAUGCAACUAGCGGGAGAUGCUUUUACAUACGGAACAAUUGCGGUUCUUCCAUUCUACACCCUCAUGGUUGCCGCUCCAAAAGCCGAAUUGACGAAAAAGUGUAUGAGAAGUAGCCUACCAUAUGUCGUGCUUGGGAGUUUAUACGCAUAUCUUGUUUACCUCUCGUGGACUCCCGAUACAAUUCGGCUUCUGUUUGCAAGCAAAUAUUGGCUUCCGGAGCUUCCUAGCAUAGCUAAGAUGUUUUCGAAGGAGGUGACUUUAGCCUCUGCUUGGAUCCACUUCUUAGCCAUUGACCUCUUUGCGGCAAGACAGGUGUAUCAUGACGGUUUGGAGAACAAGAUCGAGACUCGCCAUUCAGUUUUUCUUUGCCUCUUGUGUUGUCCAAUUGGAAUACUCAUCCAUGCCAUCACCAAGGCAUUUAUCAAAUCAUCUAGAGCAUCAAAAACUGAGACUCAAUGAUGUUAUUGUUUUACCCUAUAUAUAUAUGAGAUCGAACCGCAAUCUUCACAAAAA